GGAGAGAAGUGAAUCUCAAAGCCUCACAAUCCCCUUAUGCUUCUCAUUUCUAAAAAUUUAUCGUGGAGUGAGAGCGAUCUCAUAUAAAACAAACGAAGACCUCUCUUCUCUCUCUCUUUCUCACAGUAAUUCACAGAUCCAUAUACCCAUUCUCUCUCUCUCUCUCUGUGAAAACGAAACGCCAUGGCGUUUCGAACGUCUCUCUCCGCGAUCUUCGCAAUCCUUCUCCUUCUCUUCCAUGGCGGCCUCUGUUUCUAUCUCCCCGGCGUCGCUCCCGAGGAUUUCGAAAAGGGUGAUAGUUUGAAUGUAAAAGUGAACAAAUUGACCUCUAUAAAGACUCAGCUUCCUUACUCAUAUUAUUCUCUGCCCUAUUGUAAGCCUAAAAAAAUAGUGGACAGUGCAGAGAAUCUUGGGGAAGUACUUCGUGGUGAUCGUAUUGAAAACUCUCCUUAUGAGUUUAAAAUGCGAGAAGCGCAAAUGUGCAGUAUUGCCUGCCGGAUUACACUAGAUGCCAAAUCUGCAAAGGAGUUUAAAGAGAAGAUUGCUGAUGAGUAUCGGGUUAACAUGAUCCUUGAUAAUCUUCCGCUGGUUGUUCCUAUGCGAAGGGUGGAUCAGGAAUCUCCUAUUGUUUAUCAGCUUGGCUAUCAUGUUGGUCUCAAAGGCCAAAUUGCUGGGAACAAGGGUGACAAGUAUUUCAUUCACAACCAUUUGGCAUUUACUGUCAAGUAUCAUAGAGAUACACUAACAGACUCUGCAAGAAUUGUGGGAUUUGAGGUUAAACCAUUUAGUGUUAAACAUGAAUUUGAAGGAAAAUGGGAUGAGAAAAAUACACGUUUAACAACCUGUGACCCUCACACAAAACACAUGGUUGCUAAUUCCAACACUCCUCAAGAGGUUGAAGCGAAACAAGAUAUUAUAUUCACAUAUGAUGUUGAGUUCCAGGAGAGUGAUGUGAAGUGGGCAUCUAGAUGGGAUGCCUAUCUUCUAAUGAGUGAUGACCAAAUUCACUGGUUCUCAAUCGUCAACUCUUUGAUGAUUGUUCUCUUCCUCUCGGGCAUGGUUGCAAUGAUAAUGCUAAGAACGCUUUACCGUGACAUCUCCAAGUAUAAUGACCUUGAGACCCAGGAAGAGGCUCAAGAAGAGACAGGAUGGAAGCUUGUCCAUGGGGAUGUCUUUAGGCCCCCAAAUAAUCCAGAACUGCUCUGUGUCUAUGUUGGAACUGGUGUUCAGUUUUUUGGGAUGAUACUGGUAACUAUGAUCUUUGCCAUCCUUGGAUUCCUCUCCCCUUCAAACCGGGGUGGUCUCAUGACAGCCAUGCUCUUGCUUUGGGUCUUCAUGGGCCUUUUUGCUGGUUAUGCAUCAGCCCGUUUGUAUAAGAUGUUUAAAGGAGCAGAAUGGAAGAAAAUUGCUUUCAGGACUGCAAUCAUGUUCCCAGCAACUGUCUCAGCCAUUUUCUUUGUCUUAAAUGCCCUCAUAUGGGGACAGAAAUCAUCUGGGGCUGUGCCAUUUGGUACCAUGUUUGCUCUGGUAUUCUUAUGGUUUGGGAUUUCAGUCCCACUUGUAUUUGUGGGUGGCUAUGUUGGGUUCAGAAAACCAGCAAUUGAGGAUCCUGUGAAGACAAAUAAAAUCCCAAGGCAGAUUCCUGAGCAGGCCUGGUAUAUGAACCCAAUCUUUUCGAUUCUGAUUGGAGGAAUACUCCCAUUUGGAGCUGUUUUCAUUGAACUCUUCUUCAUUCUUACCUCAAUCUGGCUGAACCAGUUCUACUACAUCUUUGGCUUCCUCUUUUUGGUCUUCGUUAUCCUCCUUGUCACUUGUGCUGAAAUAACCGUUGUGCUCUGCUACUUCCAACUGUGCAGUGAGGACUAUCUGUGGUGGUGGAGGUCAUACCUUACAUCUGGCUCUUCUGCACUAUACCUUUUCCUCUAUGCAACAUUCUACUUCUUCACAAAGCUUGAAAUCACAAAGCUGGUGUCCGGGAUAUUAUACUUCGGAUACAUGCUAAUUGCCUCAUUUUCAUUUUUUGUUCUGACUGGUUCCAUCGGAUUCUAUGCAUGCUUUUGGUUCACAAGGCUCAUCUACUCCUCGGUUAAGAUCGAUUAAAUAAUGCAAUAAGGUGUGUUGGAUGGUCUGUUUCUUUCAUAGGCUGCACAAUUUAUCUGUAUAAGAAUUAAAAUUAAGUUACAAUUAUGCUUUUCAGAUGUAACAUUGUACUCAAUUUUGAUUUUUGACAAGGCCAUGAUUUGGUGUUUACAGUAGCUUUUUAUUUGUUGAAUAUUUAAUGAAUGAUUCUCUCCUAGAAUAUUUGUUUUC
Molecule: messenger RNA, 2310 nt
Organism: Quercus robur (English oak)
Lineage: Eukaryota; Viridiplantae; Streptophyta; Magnoliopsida; Fagales; Fagaceae
Product: transmembrane 9 superfamily member 8
Exons: 7
Coding region: 184-2100 (638 amino acids)
Biological process (GO): protein localization to membrane
Cellular component (GO): membrane
Source: RefSeq, a predicted model, not a curated record